AUGCUAUUCAAACGCCGCUCCUCUUCGCAGAAUUUAGCCACAGAACAGACUCAUGCUCCUAAAUCCGGCCAUCUCUCGCCGAGUAAUGCCUCCUUCUCAAGCUAUCACACACCUGAAACGAUCGAAGAAGCCCUAGCACUUUCGGAGACGCCUCCACGACCUCCUCCGCACCGUAUCAUAAAUGCCUCGCAUAUACGACAGCCUCUUGAGCGUACGCAAUCCUCAGAAUACUAUCUGCAUAUUUUGAAGGAGCCUAGGAGUAGGAAAAAGGACCCCGCCACGAUUCACACCGAUGCCACAGCCACCCAACCCGCUUUCGAGAGCGACGCAUUCGCGAUUCAAAUGCCGACCACACGCGAGCCGGUACUGGUGGAUCAGCCAAUCUUCAGCGCGAAGUUGCCGUCACCCUCGCGAGAUCAGGUCGAAGCAUAUCGGACGUACAAGCAGAAGGCACAGCAGGUGCGGGAAAGGAACCAUAGCGAGGGGGUGCGCGUGCCGUCGAAAAUCGUUUCAUACGACUACGCAUAUACCGCAGACGCUGAACAGCCUCCGCCUCUCGAGCGACAUGUGAGCCUGCCGGGCAGCCCACCGCCGCAGUUCUCACCCGCGGGUGCCUUCCCAAUAAGCCCGCCACUAGCACAGCACGCAUGGACGCGGUCCAAUCACCCCGUUCGAAUGCAAGGCUCGCGGUCUAUGAGCGACUCGAGCGGCAUCACCAUCGCACGAAAGCCCGUCGGCCUCGGAAACGUCGGCUCCUCCUCUCGCCCACGAUAUCAACACGGGGACGCAGAUACUGGCGCCGCGCGCUCCACGCCAUCCACCCGCUCAUCGACGCCCACGCCAACGAAGAUCAAAGUGCGCCUCAAGCCUAGGACCACCGACCCCGACCGCCCGCAGAAAGAGUCGUGGUGGGGUCUAUACAACCGCUCGCCGCAAUCCUCGACCGACGGCUCGCGCUCGCCCAGUCCAACAAAGCCGCCCAGCUUCGCCUCCGCAACACCCGCCGCUACAAACACAGUCUUUGGAUACAGAAGCAACGAUACUACGGGCACACCAGCGCGGACAGCGCCUACGACGCCCAAGAAGGCGCCACCUAAGCGCCCGCUCACCAGUCGCUGGGCCUGGCUCAGGCCGGCGGGUCCUCGCAUCACUAAGCCCGCUGCGACUCACGAUGCACUUGCUGCAGCUGCAAGAGCGACUGCGUAUGUCGAUCCUUUUGCCCUGCACGCAACGCCCGCGCCCACUCAUCCCAGUACGCCGAUCGCAUCGCGACCAGCCUCGCCGAAGAAGCUCGCUCGUGCCGCUCCACCCCCGCCUCCUAGCAAAAGCGAGAAGGGUAAGUUUGAGACUGGGUUCGCGCAGAUUACGAGCCUGAUAUCCAUCAUACUGAGGGUGUGCUUGUUGGUGUAUGCGCUCGUGGGCUUGUACUUCCUGCUCGAUGCUAUCCGGGAGGCUGUCCACGCGCUUGGGGCACCCUUUAGAGCGAUGAAGAUGGUGGCAGGGUGUGUUUGGAUUGGAUGUGCGUGGGUGGCGAGGGUGCUGGGUAGAGGGUGGGAGAGGUGGGGGGUUAGGAUUGCGCUGAAGGGCGGUUGGAAGGGGCGGUGGUGGUGA
Messenger RNA from Trematosphaeria pertusa, 1611 nucleotides. RefSeq lists its product as uncharacterized. The transcript has a single exon. NCBI's taxonomy places the organism in Eukaryota, Fungi, Ascomycota, Dothideomycetes, Pleosporales, Trematosphaeriaceae. The coding region runs from base 1 to 1611 and encodes 536 amino acids. The record is from RefSeq and is a predicted model, not a curated record.